Molecule: messenger RNA, 357 nt
Organism: Amblyraja radiata (thorny skate)
Lineage: Eukaryota; Metazoa; Chordata; Chondrichthyes; Rajiformes; Rajidae
Product: interferon tau-3-like
Exons: 3
Coding region: 1-357 (118 amino acids)
Biological process (GO): defense response
Cellular component (GO): extracellular region
Molecular function (GO): cytokine receptor binding
Source: RefSeq, a predicted model, not a curated record
AUGGGUGUGAAGGAGGAGGCCCAGGACAGGAUCCAGAUUGUCCAUCAAACACUGCAUCACCUCCGCAGGAUCUACAGCAUGAAGCUGAGCUCAGUAACGUGGGUCCAGGCCACAGUGGAACAUUUCACACUUCUCUUGGAUCGGCAGCUCGGAGAGCUGGAAGUCUGUGUCAGGAAAGCAAGCCCAGGGUCCAGGGCAAGGAAGAAUGCCACAGUUCUUAAAUAUUUUAAGGAUCUGACAAUGUUUCUGAAAAAGAAGGGAUUCAGUGACUGUGCCUGGGAAAUAACUUACACUGAGACCAGGGCACAUUUACAACAGCUCAUUCUCAUCAUGGCAACAAUCAGCAAGGAAUACUGA